AUGACACCUUUCUUAGCAUAUUCCCGGAUCGAACCUUCAGCCGCAACCGGCGGGCGGCUACCACCGGCUGACUCGAACCUGAGCACUCUUGAUUUCAAUCUUUCCACAGCUUGUUGGAAAAGGAUCAAGAAGCUCAAUCGCGGUGCAGUUCGAGCUAUCGUUAUGGCCUCAAACCAGAAUUUGGCUUUGUCAAAUGUUGGCAGGGCACUGGCCUCUGGAUACGAAGAGGAUGGUUUACAGCGCGCUCAAAGCAGACAUUCACACCCACAUGGAGCGGAAAACGAACAUGUUUCCCUACCAAAGGCUGAUGGUGGGAAAGACGCAUGGCUGUUCUUAGCGGGCUGCUUCUGCAUAGAAGCUUUGACAUGGGGAUUCCCUUUUUCUUUCGGAGUAUUCCAAGAAUACUACAGCACGCAUACGCCCUUUUCGACGGAACCAUCUGGCAUUGCUAUCAUUGGUACUUCGGCAAUGGGUAUCAUGUACCUUGGUGCACCUUUCUCCUUUGCCCUCCUUCAACGGUUUCCACUUCGCCGCCGCCACUGUGCCGUCGUUGGCCUAUUCACCAUGAUUAUUGGUCUCGUGGCCUCUUCCUUCGCAACCCGUGUCUCGCACCUUAUUCUAACCCAAGGCGUUUUGUAUGCAAUUGGGGGCUCCAUGCUGUACACACCGACAAUCAUCUUCCUAGACGAGUGGUUCAUCGCACGCAAGGGUCUUGCCUUUGGUGUCAUGUGGGCAGGCACAGGCUUCAGUGGGGUUUGCAUACCCUUCUUGAUGAACUGGGGUCUCAGCAAGUACUCUUUCAGUACCAUGCUGCGCGCAUGGUCCAUCAUCCUCUUUCUUCUCGUGGGCCUCCUCCUCUACUACGUCAAGCCCCGUCUACCAGUCUCCCCAACAUCUCAUAGUCGGCGGCUCCAUUGGGGGUUUCUUAGGGCAUCCACAUUCUGGAUCCUUCAAACCGGCAACAUCCUCGAGAGCCUUGGCUUCUUCAUCCCGAACAUCUACCUGCCUACUUACGCACGGACUUUGGGUCUAUCCUCGGUUUCUGGCACCGUAACGGUAUCUCUAUUCAAUACGACUUCGGUUUUUAGUCAGGUUAUUUUGGGAUUUCUUAGCGACAGACUACACAUCACAACCGUCAUCCUCAUCUCUACCAUCGGUGCCACCCUAUCCGUCUUCCUCCUCUGGGGUUUUUCCACCUCAUUCCCUCUCCUCUGCAUCUUCAGCCUUUUCUACGGUCUGUUUGCAGGUGGCUUCACUUCCACAUACACUGGUAGCAUUCAAGAGGUGAAGAGGGUCGACGAUCGUGCUGAAGCAGGCUUGGUCCUCGGACUGCUCUCCGCAGGGAGAGGGAUAGGGAGCGUAGUGAGCGGGCCGUUGAGCGAGGCCUUGCUGAGCGAGCGGCCGUGGGCUGGGGAUGCAAUGUUAGGAUACGGGACUGGUUACGGCGGGUUGAUUGUCUUUACAGGAGUCAGUGCUAUGCUGGGUGGGAUGAGUUGGGCCGCCAGAAGGGUUGGUUGGGUCUGA
Letharia columbiana is the source of this 1524-nucleotide messenger RNA. RefSeq lists its product as uncharacterized. Gene Ontology annotation, molecular function: transmembrane transporter activity. Gene Ontology annotation, biological process: transmembrane transport. The record is from RefSeq and is a predicted model, not a curated record. NCBI's taxonomy places the organism in Eukaryota, Fungi, Ascomycota, Lecanoromycetes, Lecanorales, Parmeliaceae. Gene Ontology annotation, cellular component: fungal-type vacuole membrane. The transcript has 7 exons. Bases 1 to 1524 code for a protein of 507 amino acids.